This is a messenger RNA of Mercenaria mercenaria, 1060 nucleotides long. RefSeq lists its product as uncharacterized. Gene Ontology annotation, biological process: protein phosphorylation. Bases 302 to 1060 code for a protein of 252 amino acids. Gene Ontology annotation, molecular function: ATP binding; protein kinase activity. The transcript is spliced from 6 exons. NCBI's taxonomy places the organism in Eukaryota, Metazoa, Mollusca, Bivalvia, Venerida, Veneridae. Gene Ontology annotation, cellular component: plasma membrane. The record is from RefSeq and is a predicted model, not a curated record.
GCAAAAAUACUACAUGCAAUAGAAGUGCAAUUUUAAUGACACCAUCAUUUUGCAAGUAUUUGAGCUUGAAUUUGACCAAAAUCAGAUUGACCAGCACAAAUUGUACUUGUAAAUGAAGUUAAACCUCCUUUAGCAAUAAAACAUAACAUUGAAUGAUAUCUUAUGUAGGGAUGCCACUAUAUUUGAGGACAAUGAGCAGGACUCGGCAGGAUUCGGAGUGCCUCGUCCACCGAAAAAGACAGAACAUGGCGAUUGGGAAUGUAUUUAUGAUGGAAGACUUUCAACCCCAAAUGUGAAAUUCAUGCUAGAUACCAUACGUGACUGUGAUCCAAGCAAGACAAAUGAAAAAGGAGGUUUUGGGAAGGUCUAUUUCUAUAAGGACAAGCAUCCUACACUCGGUAUUCCAGUUGCGAUCAAAGAGGUCAUUAUUGAAGAAACAAGCCAAAAGCUGAAAAUGAUGUCAACCAUAAAUGAAAGGCUUGCCUCUAGAACACUGCAUUAUGCCAUUGUCCCUUUACUUGCAAUGACAGAGGACAUGGGUAAAAGGUCAUUUUAUUUCCUUUCUCCUUACCUGGAAAAUGGUGAUCUCUUUCAAAUGUUGAAAGAUGAUACAGAGAAGCUGAAUGCAGGCAGAAUACGUGAUGUAACGCUUACAAAACAGAGAAGACUUAAGAUUCUUUACCACAUAAGUUCAGCAUUGGAUUUUCUUCAUACACCUGUCAAAGACAUACGUGGGCCUAUAAUACAUAUGGAUGUGAAAUCUUUGAAUAUUGUUCUUGAUGCUGACUUCAAUGCAAGAUUAAUAGAUUUUGGUCUUGCACGGGAAAUGCACGAGACAGAGUCUGGCAUUCCCGUAACAAAGACAGAAGUUGGUGGUACCGAUGGGUAUUUUCCUACUCGAGGGUACAGUAUACUGACUAAAUAUGAAGAUUAUCACAACUUUGGACCCAGACAAAAACAGUGGUCACAUGACCAUGGACUACCAUGGACUAUGAUGGUAGUUCAUGGUCAUACAACUAUUGGAACCAUGGUCGACCAUGUUUUGUUAAAUGACAUUUAA